Symbiodinium sp. CCMP2592 is the source of this 7878-nucleotide messenger RNA. Lineage: Eukaryota; Dinophyceae; Suessiales; Symbiodiniaceae. The record is from the annotation of a GenBank genome assembly.
AUGGACCCCGCCGUGGAUUCCGGAGAGGAAGGGUCGCGAGAAGAUGAUCCCUCGCCCCCUUGGUUCCUCCGAGUCGCGAUGAAAUUCUUGCUCAUGUUUGUAAAAGGGGGAAUCGAGUACUGUGGAAUACUAUGUGUCUCCAUAGGCCUGGCGGCCAAAUGGGUCUACUGGCUUAUGGCGGGCAUGGUAUUGGUGGCCCUCGCGCAGCUUGCCUACUGGACCUAUGUUUGGGUCCUUCGGCCGCUGACGAGGUUCGCCUACGUCUUGGCUCAGUACCUCGUGGGCCGCGCCCCGUGGGAUGAGGUUUUGACCCAUCACGGCCGCACGCCGUUCCGACUGGUGUGGUACGGCCCCACGGGACAGGUGGCUUGGACCGCCCAGUACAUCCAAGACAAAGUCCGAGGCAGGGGAACCUGCCAAGCCCCUUUCGACUUGUUGGUCACGGACGGGACUGCACUUGCCCGCUUGCGGCACGGCACCAUCCGCGGGCGUACAAAUCGGCACGGGUUUACUUGCCCCUGUGACACAGUGCAUGGGAGCUCACACCGCUACUGGCGGCACUCUUUGGAGGGAGCGAAUUGCCGGGUGCACCUCUGCUCCCAAUCACCUUGCACAGCACCGGAAGCGGCGGAGGUGCAUGUCACUUCAAGCUCCGUUGUGCCUCGGGAGGUAGAGCUGGACCUCACCGAGCUAGCAGGAAAAGGGCCCUUCGGUAGGUGCCUUACGGCUACGUGGCUCCUCAGCGCCCAGGGAUACUACCUCUGGAAGUCGCUGGGUGGCUGCAUUUGCUCCUGCCGGCGCCGGUGUUGUCAGUUUUGUGGCUGUGGCUCACGCCCGCGGCGCGGUCCGCGCCCGGGGGGAGAGAACGGCCCCGAGCCCUCCCGCCUCCUGCACGAGUGGUCGGAGACCGAGAGUGAAGGCGACGACCACGCACAAGCGUGCCAAGCCGACCAGCUUGCGUGGGAGGAAGGGGGCAAAACGCACGCGUUGUGCAAAGAGCCUUGCAAGGAUCUGGCCCUCGGGGACAGUAUCCAGAUCUUGCCAGCGGACCUGCGCGUGAGCGAUAAGGCUGGGUUACAGGAAGAAGACGGCAGCUGCUACGCCCGGCUAUGCCCCAGGCACUCCGCUCAAUAUGGGCAUGCGAGCGCGCGACGCAAGUGCGCAGUGGAAGGCUGCGUGGAACUGAGCCGGACCACCAAAGGUCGCGAAGCUUCCAUCUUCUCAAGCCCCAGGCUCUUCAGCUCGCUCUCCGGGAAAGUGCGCCCUUCCCACUGCAUGACCUGGACAAGGGCCAUGGAGCCCUUCAACGCCACCAGGCGACAGUCCAAGCCGCACAGCUCGAACGCGGCGCCAAGGUCAUCUACCUCGAAGCACUGCGGGGACAGCACGCCGCCCCUGAUGAGCACACCGUCCACGAAGCGGUCGACCCUGCCUGAUCCCGCGAUGCGACUGAAGGCAAUUCGCGUUAAGACGGGAGCGGGGCGAGACUCCGAAGAGAGACUCGACCCACCCGGGGACGCAAACCUCAAAGCUGAGGCCCUUGGCAAGCUGGUGCGCAACGUAGCGUUGGGACAACCAGCGGCGAAGGCUUACUCUGCAGCCUGCCAGGAGUAUGGGCUGGACCCGUACACGCAGCCACUGCAAGGGGAAAUCGCCGAGCAGGGACAGCCGCAGGAGCACGACCCUGUGCUCGGGGCGUUUCACGCUUACUUGCACGGGACCGACGGGAGCGGAGGGACUGAGUUUUCAGCUGGGGCUCCUCCCUUCGUUAGCGGGGAGCAGCGUCACCCCGCCCUUGCUUUAUAUGCGGCUCGAUCCGAGCCCGGUACUCCUGCUCCACCUAUUGAAGCCGGACAGAGCGCUCCCCCCGCAGAACGAACUCCCUUUGCAGCUGCCAGCCUUUUCCGGCCACGGGAAGAGGGCCCCGGUGCGCAGGGGAAUCCUCCCCCGGCGGGGCCCCUCAUGCAAGCAAGCACGUUGCCAGGGGGGUAUCAGGUUCUCGCCAACGCCGUGCGGCCUUUCCAUGCGGGAGCAUACACUGAUGCCGAACCCCCCAGGCUUGACGAGUCGGCGAAGGCUUUGCAAGCCAUUGCCCGCUCACUUGUCAAAGACGACCAAGGGCAGGAGAAGGGGAAACUGUCGGCCAUCGGGCGGCAAGAGGAGCGACUUGUCUUUCUCCUGCGGGGCUGCGACAGCUUGGACGUGCCACUUGCCGCAGGUGUGGUGGGCAAAGAGCUUUUCCACAGUUUGCGGGCCGCGGCUACCCAAGCCAGGCCAAAAUUACGGCAACUUAGGUUUCCGGUCAACUUGACCAACCGCCUGUGCUACGCAUUGGCGUCGGCAAGCUUCGGAGCCAAGGACGUUAAAUCUUUGCCGUUACAUUGUGGGUCUGCCGCAGAUUUUCCGCAGACUGAAGAGGCAGAUUUCGACGCCUACUCAAGCCCGCCGGAUCUUAAACUUGAAGCGCGGCCACAGGGACCCACGACGGUCAGCACGUGGUUGAGAAACGCUUUGAGGCAAGCAUGGGGCCUGGCUUGUGUCUACGGACAACAACAUUAUGCCGUCUGGGAAGCUGCAGCUCUCCACCUGACUAAGCUGGGCGAGGAGCACAGCGAGUUCUCCUCAGCCUGUGCGGUAGAGCUUGAGGCCCUCAGACCUGAACCUGCUGCUGGUGAGGACUCCUCACCGGCGCAUGUUAUUUUUGAUGUGUGGGAAGAGCUCUGGGCCCGCUUCUUCGAAGAACUCCGCGAAGUUGACCGUGACCUGCGACGUUUGAUGCGAGAGGAGUCCCCGACUUUCGACCGCAUGAAAUUUGUUGCUACUGCCCCCAAUGCCGAAGGGCGGCCCUGGCUGCGGCUUCCGGGAACCUUCCGGCUGGAGGACCCGCGUGAAUACUUCACGACCGAUGUGCUGGACAGACUCCAACGCCAAUUGUCGCGGGCAGCUUGGGCUCAAGCCCUUCGGGGGCCAGCGCGAACCGGCCUCCCGGGAGGAGGCGGCAGGGCUGGAGACGCUUCGGCGGACGGGCAAGCCGGACACCCGGGGAAGGUAGAUGACCCGCCCACGCGUGCCGGUGGGGAGCAGGCCGCCAAGGUCCAGGAAGGCGGGGGCAAGCGCAGGCCGGGUCGGAAAGCCAAUAGGGCUCGUACCGAGCCCGGGCAGAGCAACCAGGCUCUCCCUCCCGAACCCCCCGUAGAGCUCCGAGACGGGGGAUACACCCUUCAAGAAGAAGGCCUACGCAAGCUCGUGCAGGGCGCCGACUACAGUUGGUAUCAAGAUCAGGAUCACGGCCAAGGCAAGGCCACCGCCGCAGACCUGCCUGCCGGGUAUGAAUCCCCCGGGCUUGACCUUCAGGAGCGGACCCGUGCAAUGCGGGCGGUUGAAGCUUUACUCGCUUCACAGGACCCACCCCUUUCUGCAAUGCCAGACCUGCUCACCGUGUUCGUUCGGAACUACCUGCUCCACCACGAUUCGCCCGCUUCCCCGCAGGAGCGGUUGCAGGCCUGCUUCCAGGUCGCAGCUACUCUCGGCGGUCCGGAGUUGGCCUCGCAGGCGGCUGAGUACCUCGACUCCACCCAACGCCUCUUCCGUGCUGGUUCUGUCACUGCAGCUGCUACUGCAGGGCGCAUCAGCUGGGAUGGGGACAUUGGAUACGGGACCUUCGAGUACAAUGGAGCUCACUGGCGCCAAUUUGAUUAUCAGGAUCGGCUUCCCCUCAGUCCAGAAAUGCAAGCUCUUCUAGGGCGCAAUGAGACUGAAGAGCCCAAGCAGUGUAUGCUGCUCCACGUUGCCGCUGGUGUCCUUUCCACCGAAGGAGAGCUCCCUACGCUGGCCGCCGCCCAGCUUUUGGGCCAAGCAGCACGAGAAGCCAUGUACCACUCAGCGCGGGAGGUUGAAGCACAGUUGGGGCCGCCCCCUGAGUACCUCACCCGAGCUGAGGCCGACUUCCGAGUGUUUAACCAUGACCUUUUGCACUUCGGCCACGAUCGGGACUACCGAACCCUCGUCGCAUACCCGCAGCCGGCCUGGGAGCAUUUGACCUUCGGCGUCUGGCGAGUGGAGCCGCACGGCAGCGCACUUGUCGAAUACCUGGUCGGUAGCCGCUCUGGCCCUGGUGGGCCUGUGGUCUGGUUACUCGUGCACAAAGGGCAUGCGGCUGCCAAGCCUGCCGAGGCCUGCCUUCCGGCCCGGCGUGUUUUGGCUUGUCCAGUCUGCCGGUUCGCCCCGUCCGACCUUGAGCGCCUGUUCGGAUGUGAGUCGCUGGCAGGCCACUCGGCCGUCGCUAUCGGCUGUCCGGGCCCGAUCGUUGGCGCUGUCGCCAUCGGCGACCCGUGCUGGGCUUUCGCUGCGGAGCCCAGCGCACGGGCAGCUCUCUUGCAGCUCCUUGACAGCUUCGAGGGCGACCGUGUCCUCCUCUGGGUGGGACCAGAGCUGGUUAUGCCGGCCGGCCCAUUUCAUGCUUUUCUCGAGUUCCUCGGAGUAUUACAGGCUCACAUCGCAGCUCGCGGUCAAGCCGGGGCCCUCGCUGGCCCGGUCACUCACCGCUUUUGGACCCACAAGACCUUUGUCCUUCUCUCCUGCGAGCGGGCAUGGGCUCGUGCGCGCGUCGACAGCUGCGCCCUUCCCCCGGGCGGGGGCGGCUGUCUCUCGUGGUUGAUCCGGGGAUGGCCGGCGAGUGCCUGGACCGGCGUCUCUCGCCUUUGCCGCGGCGGCCACACCCAUUUUGGGGAUUGCCGCGCCGCGUCCGCUCUCUGGGAUUUUCUGCUCGCUUUUCCUCUCGAACUGCGGGCCUCUUCGGCUCGGGAUGGGGGGGGGGGGGAGCAGUGCGCCCUGCCUCUCCGCCCCCCCACGGUCUUGGACAGUGCGGAGACAGCUGAGGCAGGGACCCAGCAAGGAUCACCCCUGGCCGAGCCGCCUUCGGCAGACUUGGGAGCUGCUAUCGGAGCCUACUUAGAUCUCGUCGCGGGAGCCCCUUAUGAUCCGAAGAGGUUUGCGGAAGCAGCGCGCCUCGGCACCAAAGCCCGCGCGGCUGCCCCGUCGUUUCCAGAAGCCUUGAGGGCCCUGCGCAGAGAAUGGACCUUACGUCAAGGCGACCAUUUCAAGGGUCUCUUCGAGGCAGCCCUGGACGAGUUGCUCCCUUCAGACCUGCUUCACUGGCUUAGACACACGGCCACCCAGGGAGUUGACGCCCGCUACGAAGGGGAUCGCCAGCGCGUGAGAGCCACGCCGCACCCGUCUCUGCAGGGGCACCUCACCGAGGCGUUCGAGCAGAUCUGGAAGGAUGUAAGUAAAGGGAGGGUUCUCCUACUUACGUGCCCUGGCGACGCUACUCUUCUUGAAGGGGUGAUCUCCGUUCCUUUGGCGCGUGUCCCCAAAAUGCUGCCUAACAGGACUGUGUCCGCGAAAGGACGGCUAAUAUGGGACGCCAGACGUGUAAAUGAACACUGCAGCAAACACCGGUAUUUCCCGGCGCUGCAGCCGAGACACUCCGAGAUAGCAAGGUUGAUCCUCUGGUGGCAGACUCGCUUCCCUCACAUCCCAAUCUAUUUGGCCAAGAAGGAUGUCAGUGACGCCUUUAAGUGGUUAUGGAUUCAAAGUGAGGAUGGGCCGCUCUUUGGCGCUGAUCUGCCCGGGACUGAGCUUGGGCUUCCGGAAGGAGUCACCGCGGUAUAUACUGCGAUGACCUUCGGUUGGACCGGAGCCCCGGGAUCGUUUAUGGGAUUCGCCUGGGGAGUCAAGCUCUUGCAUAGCUCGCAUACCCCAACCCAGCCGCUUUGGCACGACACUACUGCUUUCAAAUCGCUGAUGCUAAUGGACGACGCCGUCGUCAUUGAACCAGCGUUGGGCCUCCGGCCCCGAAGCUAUCAAGACCUCGAGGAGGGUACGCUCACGUUUGACAAGGUGAUCUGGGGUCUCUCCUACGAUACCCGUGAUAAUACUGUCUCCCUUCCCGGGCCGAAGCUCGAAAAAGCAGGCCACUUGCUCCUCCUCCCUGACUUCGAUCGAGGAAACACUCACCUUGCCCUGCGCUUGGUGCAGGAAUUGCGUGGUAACUUGGAGUUCUGGGCAGCUGUCCUUCCCACUGUCAACCCCUACCUGCACUCCAUCAAUGCGCUCCUCAAACCCCCGGACGAGCAGGGCCGAGCUAACCCACAGGGCGACCCUUCUGAAGUGGCAGCCCAGUGGGACAGCUUCUGGGAUACUCUCGACCUUUUGAGGCUGCUGGCGCAGGACCGAGCUUCCUGGUCAACCCGCUUCUCCAACCCUCUGUUUGCUGCCCUGGAUACCAAUGAGAUACUGGCGUUGCCAGGGGUUAGCUCAAAGGUAAUCUGGGUCACCGCUGACGCGACCCCCACUCAUGUGGGAGCGGUCGACUGGUCAAGUAAGAUCGCUGUGGCGCAGACAGUGGGGCAGUUCCUGGCUGCCGUGGCGUUGGCAGGAGCCCGAGCUAAGCUCGAGGCGAGUUUCUCGCCCGGGACUGGCGAAGAUGAAGAGUGCGAAGACGAUCGCCUGCAGAUUGCGCUCGCAGAGCUCGUUGCACUCCUCCUUCUCUGCGCCCAUCGUCGGGAAGCUUGGAAAGGAUGCAUUAUCCUCUAUGCCGGGGACAAUCAGAACGUCAUCACCUGGGUCCGCUCGCGCCGCUCUGGCCAUGCCGGCGCCAGCUUCUUGCUGCUAGUGCUGGGUGCGCUGGAAGUGACCCAUGGGUUCCAGAUUCGAGGUGAAUACGUUCGCACUUACCGGAACACCACUGCCGACCGUCUCACGCGCGAAGAACCCGCCGGAGUUUGUAAGGCCAUGGGACUCACCUUGCUCAAAAAGGACCCCGACUGGGAUGUCCUUCUGGAGCAGGGAUGGUCCAGGCGGGCUCUGGUUUGGGCGGGUCAGCCCCACUCAGACCGAGGAACCGCGGUGCAGCUGGCUCUGCGUGGAACGCACUCCCCGCAGGAGGGGAGACUGCAACUGCCAACGGUCACUCUUUACCUUGUGGGAGAGCAUGCGUGGACCCAAGAACGGGUUUGGACAGGACAGGGCGCCCGCGUGGAAUGGCUCCGCGAUGGAGAUACACCUGAACCUGCUCAGGCGGGCACUUGCGUUAUCCUGGGGGGAGCCUUGAACGCACGCAAGGAGGUUGAUUUGCUCAGGGCCGCAGAGUCUGCUUUGCGCCCACACGCCGCCUUCAUCGACCUGCUCCACGACGCCCUCGGUAAGAAGACUACGUGUGGGGCCAACCACGAACUCACCUACCGCCAAGGGGUCGCUUAUGGCCGAGCGCUGGGUGAUCGCGCGUGGUGGAAGCGAGGUCUUGUCUUGGGCUUAAGGGAGGACUCCGCACCGGGCGCCCCUGAAAAAUUGAGCAUUGCCUUCAAUGCCCUCUCCGCCGCGCCCGAGACCAUCCCAGCCUUCGACCCCGUUUGGGCAAAUCGUGAGCCCACCACCUGGAUAGAAGGGGGCACGUUGAAGGCGGUUCGCCUCCAGGGAGGCAAAGACCCUGAAGUCCCCCUUGACCCUAACGCCGCCAGCACCCUUGCCACCUCGUACCUUAGAGCCACCCCCCUUGCCCUUGCCGCCUGGUCCGUAACCUGGCCCACGGGUGCGCUCACGGGGGUAGGGGAGCGCCGCCAGCCGGAGAAGAGGCAGCGCUGCCUCUUCCGGGGGGGAGCAGGUUCCCGACGCCUCACUCGCUCCAGAGAGGGCAGGCGCGUGCAGCCUGCCGUGGGAGAGCCACUGCAGGCUGAAAACAGCCGCUUGAGCAUGAGCAACCGCCGGGCCGGAGGACGGCCGCGCGAGUCCUCGCGUGAAAGGACGCCGAGAGAAGAGCGCUCCGGGAGGAACCGCGAACCCGCCGGGCACCCAGAGAGCCCAAUGUUGCUUAAUUAA